Ectocarpus siliculosus is the source of this 981-nucleotide messenger RNA. The record is from the annotation of a GenBank genome assembly. Lineage: Eukaryota; Phaeophyceae; Ectocarpales; Ectocarpaceae.
AUGAUAUGGCCCUGGAAGAAUCCUCAAGGAAUUCUCGUGUCGCCCGUGGAGAAACGCCACUACCGAUGGCUGCUCUUGCCAAACGGUCUGCAGGUGAUGGUCAUCAGCGACCCGAACGCCAACAAAGCUGCAGCGGCGAUGUCGGUGGACGUAGGAGCAGCACCAGACCCCGUGGGCCUUCCUGGCCUAGCGCACUUCCUCGAACACAUGGCUUUUCUCGGUACAUCCAAGUACCCCCUCGAAAACGCGUACAAGUCGUACCUGGCGAAGCAUGGGGAUAGGUCGAACGCGUCGGCGGCCCGAAGGGACAUAAGGCUCUCGCGGGGGAGUCGGUGGCGGCAACUGCGACGACCAGCAUCAGCUCCACGACGACUGCCGACAAGCCUAUCAAGCGGCGCAAGACCGCAAAGGAGCCGUCGAAGAAGCAACCUUCCGCUACCUGCUGCUCCUUCUACGAACACCGUGUGGCAUCACCAGCGGCAGCAAUCUUCGCCGCUCAGGACCGUCGUCCCUCCCGGCAAGUCGGAGCCCAUCACACCGGCUGAUCUCGCACCCUCUCCGACCUCGCGGUGGCACCCGCGUCGCCUUCGUUGUCGAAGAGGCAGCACCCGGCCGCACCCGGCCGCCGACACCCAAGCCAGCAGGUGGCGAGGAAGGAGCCCCGCCCUCGCCACCACCGGAAGGACGAAGCCAGUGGCACCGGCUCUGCCUGCUCAAUUCCCCUCCCUAGCGCGAUCCAAACGAUCAGCGGCGGAGGAGACCGCUGGGGCGAAGUUCGCGGCGCACCCGCGGAUGGUGGUGCCGCGUCGCGGGAGCUCCGUGUCAGCUCCGGGCUCGGAAUCCAGCGUCGACGGCAGCUCGUCUUCGCUGAGCUGGGACGACGAUCGGGCGGAAGGCUGGGCAGCGGCUGGGGUUGCGAGCGACGACCGCUCACACGGCGGUUUUGAUUGGCUCCCGCCCAAGAGAACGCGACGCCCUUGA